UCCAGUUCUACCAUCAUUGAGUUCAACUCACAUGGGAAUGUCAGCCAGGUUAGACAUUGAAGGUCUCAGACUUGAUGUUCCAAACCAAGCUCAGUUGGAGCAGAAGCUUCAUGAAUCGUAUGCUACCAUUGCUCAGCUGCAGGAGAAAAUAAAAGAGUGCAAUGCAAUCUCUGAUCAACAAAGAAAACAUUUCAGAUUAUCCAUAGAAAAUCUACAGACUAAGUUGAAUGAGACAAUCAUAGGCAGGGAUUCUGUUUUAGAUCUAAGGAGGAAAGAAUGCAUUGGUCAAGAAAGGAUGAUAAACCAAUUACAGUCAACACUUGGCAAUCUGGAUUUAGCAAACAAGGAACAAGAAGAGGCAUUGAUAGAUAUGAACUCUAGAAUGGAAAUUAUGCAACAAAAUAUGCUGGCAUCUAACUCAGCUCUUAGUCAGAUUAGAGGACUGCUUGUAGCGGAUGAGGAGAAGAAAGGAAGGAGUGUUUCCAUGACAACUGACAAUAUAGUUGAACAGAGUCCUGCAGUACUGGUACACCUUCUCCAAAGGUGUCUGCAGGAGUAUGAAAAUGAACUCAAAGUAGCACAGUUCAAGUUACAACAGAGUGAGGCUGACUUGGAAGAGAGUAGAUCAACUAGUGACAGGAGGUUGAAGAGUAUGGCUGAAGACAACCACAAGAAGAUACAACAGAUAACUGAAGAACAUGAUAAACAGAUUGCUGCUCUCAAUGAACGGUCUAACAAUGCAAGAAAACAAGCAUCAAGUUUACAGUCACAGCUUACACUAUUACAAGAGCAGACUGAUAAGCAGUUAGAACUCAAACACAAAAACAUCAAAGAACUUGAAGGCAAGCUGAAUGCUUCCAGGCAACAUAAUGAUGAAUUGAAACGCAGCGCUGAUGAAAAGUGUAAUUCACUUCAAUUUACAAUUGGAGACAGCAAAUCACAAUAUUCAGCUUUGAGAAAUGAAAGAGAUAGACUACUUAACUCAGUCACAGAAUUACAAUCUGAAUGCCAAGAUUCUAAGCAAAAGUUAACAAAAUGUCAGGCAGAGCUUGAUGCAGAGAGAGAACAGAACAAAAAACUUUGGAGCCGUGAAGAAGAGAGUAACAAAAAGUACAGUGUACUGCAGCGUGAGAGAGAUGAACAAAUUACAGAAAUUAAAAGAUUACAAGGAUUAAUGGAAACAUUGAGUAAAGAUUCAGCAACACAAAUACAGGAAAAUAUUUCAAGAAUUGAAAAAGAAGAGAGAAGCAAAACAGCAACAAAAAUAGAUGAUCUCACCACACAGUUAAAAUCAUUGAAUGACAAAUAUGAUAAGACAGCUUUGGAAUUUGAACUAUGCAAAACAGAACUAUUAAAUAUGCAAAAACAGAAAAUAGACUUGAGUGAAGUGCACGAACAAACAAAACAUCAGCUGCAUUCUGUAAUCAAUGAAAAGAGUAAUUUGGCGUCAGUGGUGGAAGGCAAAUCAAAAGAUAUUGAGCGACUCAAAGAAGAAAAAGAUCAUUAUUUCAAACUUUUUGAGGAGCGUAAUAUUGAACUUUGUGACAUCAGGACUGGCAAAGAAAAAUUGCAGUUUCAGUUAGAAGAGCUAGAGAAGAAACUGACAGCAUUGCGAGAACAGAAUGCUAACAUGUCGCAGAUGAUAGAAAUGAGCAACAAAACAAGCCAGGAUUGUAAAGUUGAGCGUGACCGAAUCGAAGCGAUGCUGUCAGAAAAACAAACAGAGAUGGAUGAACUCAAGAAGUCCAAAGAUGACACAAGCAGAAAGUUGAAGAUACGUGAAAAACGACUGCUGGGUUUGGAGGAGGAGAGAGAGAAAAUGAUGCAUGAACUGGAGAAUAAACUUAAAGAACUUGCUGAGGUCACAGGUCAAAAAGAUGAAAUGCUGUCAGAAUUAAAACAGUCAAGAUAUGAGGUGGCAGCACUUACCAAGGACAAUGAUCACCUGAAGGAUAGCUUAGAUCAAGUACACAGUAGCAGUGAGAAAGAGAGAAAAAUGAUGGUCAAUAGAUUACACUCAUUAGAACACGAAUUGAACUUGACACGUAGUGCAUUUAAUGCCAGGGAUGCUGUAGAUGAUAAGGCUGUGAAGGUUGCUGAGACUAUGCAAAAACAAGUAACUGCCAAACGUGGACAAAUUGAUUCACUACAGACUAAACUUCGUUGGAUGGAAGAAUGUCUGGAAACCACUCUCAAGGAGAAAAGUUGUUAUAAAGACGAGAGAGACAAACUUACUUGCAAACUGUGGAAGAUGACAUCACAGAAUGAGAAGCUAAUAGAAGAAGUGCAGUGUUUUGUAGACCAAAAUAAAGAACAAAAAAGACUUGUAAAUAAACUUGAUGCAGCGUUGGAAAAAGCUGCAGUGAAACAUGCAGCUGCACAGGCUUUAGUGGAACAACAGGAACAAGACAUUGCCAGGCUGAGGUUGAAUCAUCAACUUGAACUCAAGGAGGUAAAGCACACAGCUGUUACAAAGACUAAGACAGUUCCAAAAACUAAACGUUCUCCCAACAUCAGCACCAAUGUAUCAAUAGAAACAUCCACACAAAUGAAUGGGAAACCAAAUAACUCAACCCAACCCAUCAGUGGUGUGAGUUCACUCUUUUCAUCUUCCAUAAUGCCUAUGAUACAAGACAGAACUACUAAGACAACACAGACAUCUGUAGUUGGUGGGGAGGAACCAAACAGACACAAUGAGGAUCAUAUCCAUAACCUAGCUGUCUUCAGUGAUGUAGGUCAAGAUUUAAAGCAGUUAUUGAAUGAUAUGAGGACUCUUAUUUUACAAGGUCAGGUAACCACAACACCUCAACAAACACACUCUCCUCCAACUAAACUAGCAAGCCAUCCAGAGGUAACUACAAACAGUGUUAAAUCUCAGGUAACAGAAGGUGAUAGUUACACAGAUAUUGCAGCUGAUCAGAGUACAUCGUUUUCACCAAGUGAAACUACUACAUCCUAUUAUUCAGGUACUACAGCUUAUACUGGUAUGAGUGUUCCAUCCACCCUGACUGGUACAACAUACAGCCAACCAGCUCAUACAUUGUCAUCUAACUAUACAACAUUUACAACAGGUUAUGACAGUCCGCCUUUUGCACCACCACCGCCACCACCUGUAUUGAAAACCAGAGCACCACAGCAUCGUCAGCAGCCGACUGUAUCAUUCUCAUCAGCUACUUACAACAGUCCAACAAACACAUCAAUGAGACCAACUUCUCCUGUCAGUGAUCUGUUGACGUCAUUUGAGGAUCAUCCCAGACAUAGACCUGUUGACAUGACAACCGAAACAAGUAAUUCUGAGAUAACUGAAACAGAGAGUCUAGUCAGCAGUGAUCCGAGUACAGUCACUCUUAGUGAUCAUGUGACAAAGAAAAAAGGAACCAAAAAGAAAAAGAAAGGAUCCAGUGAAACCCCAAAAGAUGAAAAUGCUGAUUGCAUUAAACGACUUGAGUUGAAGAUGAAAGACCUCAGUAGAAUGGGAGGUCAGUUACAAAAAGAAAACAAAGCAAUGGAAAUGAUGAUAAAAUCACAAGACAACAAACUGAAGAAAUGUCGCAAGACAGAACAGAGCGUACAUCAACUCAUUAACAAUAAAAGAUAGCACCAGUUGUAAAGAAUAUUUCAGCUUUCUUUACCUAUCUGGUAUAUAUUUAGUAUCAAUGUUUGAAAAGUAAAUUGAUAUAUCAAACCCAAGUGUUCCAGAGUUCUAGAAAAUUAAUUGAGCAAGCAAUUAGUAAUAUGGCUUGCAACUUGGAAAACCUCUUUGCUUUUUGUAUAAUAUAGACUUAACCAUGCUGUUCUGUUGAUGCAUUCCCAGUUUAGAUUAUUCCACUCACAUAUUCUCACUCUCAAAACUGAGUGACAGGUACACAGCAUUUCCCUCUGCAUCACACUCAACAUGUCCAGAACCAAGCAAACGGAGCUAUCAAGUCCAG
Molecule: messenger RNA, 3932 nt
Organism: Saccoglossus kowalevskii
Lineage: Eukaryota; Metazoa; Hemichordata; Enteropneusta; Harrimaniidae
Product: coiled-coil domain-containing protein 158-like
Source: RefSeq, a predicted model, not a curated record